Molecule: messenger RNA, 3686 nt
Organism: Ciona intestinalis (vase tunicate)
Lineage: Eukaryota; Metazoa; Chordata; Ascidiacea; Phlebobranchia; Cionidae
Biological process (GO): protein phosphorylation; positive regulation of kinase activity; cell surface receptor protein tyrosine kinase signaling pathway
Cellular component (GO): signaling receptor complex; plasma membrane
Molecular function (GO): transmembrane receptor protein tyrosine kinase activity; ATP binding
Source: RefSeq, a predicted model, not a curated record
AUUCGGGUUUCCAGGCUGUGUUUCGUUUUAGGUUUGUUUUCUAUAGUGGUUGUGUAGCCAUGUUAUUGCUGGGACAGCAAGAGAGUGAUAUCCAGUGUUGCCACUAACGGCAAAACCGUGAUGCGAGUGCUUCAACUCGAGUAAGAGUGGAAACACCUGUGAGCCCAGCAUGCGACAAGCAACGGCAAAAGUAUGACCGAUGGACAUUGGCGGACUUGUGAUAUACCAAACGUUCGAAGGAUAUUUACUUUGAUGAUCUUAUGCUCCCUCAUGACAUUAACUGAAGCAAGAAAACUCAAUUUAAUUCGAAAUUCACAAAGAAAGUGCGCAAAAAUGAAAGCAAAACAUGUGUAUACGACUCCGGAUCCAGGUGGUUCCUACUUUUGGGAUGGGGAUGUCGACACCACCAUUGAGCGCCAUGUGGGAGACAACAUUAAGUUGAACUGUAUGGAUUUAAUAUACGUCAACCCAAUAUUUAUGGGAGACUUGAACUCCCCACCCAUCACCAUGAAGUGGACAAAGUAUGAGAACGACGUGAGGGCGAUAAACCAACAUUACUACCCGUUCGGUUGUAAGAAGAGACCGCUUCUUAUGAAUACAAGACUUUAUAUAAGAAACGCUACGAUGAACGACACCGGUAUCUACUCCUGUCAAGCACACCGCGCAAAUGACACUGAGGUGGUACAGCAAAAGCUCUUCUUCGUCCUAGUUGUCAAUCAAGAAGGACGUUCCGCGCCAAUUACAGAGUUUCCAGUCUAUGGUUCUUCUGAUAUGACGUUGCUUAGCGGAGUUCGGCAUGUCAACUCUACUUCUUCAACGAACCGAUCCCUUCGUUGUGAUUACAUAGUACGAGGAGACUCCCCAGUUCACGUCUCGUGGUCACUUAACGGAACUCACAUAGGUGACCGAACUGAGAUCAGGGUUCGCGGGUCCGGGAGUUACGUGUGUGUUGUCACAAAUGUCUAUGGAGGAUUUCAGAGAUCAUUCAUAGUUACUGACCUUCUCCAUGAGUUCUUGUUCCGGAAAACUGACUUCGUGGUAACGGUUUCGUUGGCAGCAGCUCUGGCCGUGAUUUUGCUGACCGCAGUUUCGUUUUUGCAUGUGACGAAAACGAAGACUCGAAAACAAGUUCCCUGUGGUAGCAACAUGUUUAUAUACUUAUCGGAACACGAUGAGAAGGAAGGCACAGACGAAGAGAACAUAGAUAGCAAGAGAAGUUCUGAUUCCACGAGUCCAACUGUGGAUCUAACAACGUACAUAACGUUCAGUGAUUUUUCCACCUUUUCUGCCGACGAUUUGGAAUUGGUGAAAAAACUAGAAAUGUCACGUGAUAGACUCAUUUGCGACACAAGCCAGGAAUCAUCCAGUUUGUUGGGAAGCGGAUUUUUCGGCCAAGUUUACAGCGGGUCGCUGAAAACGAACGACGAAAACUCUGUCACAGUAGCAGUCAAAGUUUUAAAAGAUGAUUUUCGGGCUCCAGACCUUCGCCAUUUUAUUGAAGAAGCAGCAACUUUGAUUAAAGCAACCGGACAUGAAAACGUCAUUUCCGUUAUUGGCACUUGUGUUUUGGAUGUUUUGACCAAAAACAGUAAUAGUCCAAAUACAUUGACUCCAAUAUUGGUAAUGGAACUUGCGUCCGGAGGAAACCUACGUUCUUACUUGCUCCGAUGCAAGUCUUCUGCGGAGGACCAAGCAUCUGCCUCCUUCUCAAUCCACGACGGCCGGGUCUCAGAACUUAUCUCUUUUGCUUACCAGGUUUCUCUUGGCAUGGAGCAUCUCUGUAGCAAAAAGAUAUUACAUCGGGAUCUCGCCGCCCGAAAUGUGUUACUGACCGAAAAUAAAGUGGUUAAAAUCGGGGACUUCGGGUUGUCGAAGCAUGUCGCGCAGAAAGGUUAUUACCGUGUGUGUAGUCGAUGGGAAAAACCAGCCAAGUGGACAUCCCCAGAAGCUUUAAUGUUUGACAAGUAUACGAUAGCUUCGGAUAUUUGGUCGUUUGGUGUUCUGGUCUGGGAGAUUUUUACGUUUGGUGAAGAACCCUAUCCACACGUGGCGCCAAAAGAUUUGUACGAUGAAUUGAAACACGGAAUGAGGUUACCCAGUCCUGACAUUGCAAAUGAAAAGCUGUACGACGUUAUGCUUUCAUGCUGGCAUUGGAAACCAGGUCAACGAAGUAAAUUUGAUGAGUUAAGUUUUAUGCUAUCCCCACAAGGCGAGGUAGUGCAGAGUUAUCGGUCUCCUCGCGAUGAAUCGCCUUGUCCGUGUGACGUCACAGACGUUGUUACGUCAUCGUCGAGUGGAAGUGGAGAAUCAGCGACAAGCACUUCUGCAUCUACAAGUCAAUCUUCGAAUGAAGUGAAGUCCGUUGAAGAAAUGGCUGCCUGCUCGGAUGUAAUUGUAAAAGAACAUGAAGAUUCCGUGCCUAAAGAACAAACUGUAGAAUUUUCAUAUUACGAUACGCUAGACGGCGCCCUUCCGAACAUUUCAUUCAAAGAAUCACCCGCGCGUGUUAUGUCUGAGCACAGAAGGGAAGUGCCCACUGUUUUGCUGGUCCCUCCUCCUAUUAAACGACAUAAAAAACUAAAGGCAUGCCAGAAAAUACUGGCACCAGCGCCGACCGAACGAUUUCAGAAGACACCGAACGAUUGUUUAAUGUUUGAGAAUCAGUCGUAUAUGAAUUUACGUGGCGAACCUAUGCAGAUUGACAGAAAUAGCGAUGGUGAAUCGGCCCUAACUCCAACUAGUCCAUUGCCCAUAGGAAAAGAUAACGGUGGUGAUUCAAAGGAUUAUUGUUUUUAUGGCGAAGACUUUAAAAGCAUAAACCAACACCGGGGCUUUCCCUUUCACUUAUAUGGUAAAACGACAUCCAAAUUUAAUUAAAAAAAUAAUUUGUUUAAUUAUGACGCAUUCUUGUUUUCGAAAUGUUUUAUUUUUGGAAAUGUAGCGCAAACAAAGUUUAAAAUGACCGAUGGAUUUUACUUUAAUUUUUUGUGUGAACACGCACUGUAAAAGUAUAUUUGAUAAGUUCAUUGUAUUUGUUCUUACUUUUUUACUUUUAUCAGGCUUGAAUAAUUUUUGCAUUACUGUGCAUUAUCUUCCACGAAGCUUAUGCAGCGCUGUAUAAGCUUCCGCGUUCGCAUAUAGUAGGGUUGGGGAACAUAGGACACCUUUUUAUUUAAUUUUCUCGUGUAGUAAACGACUCCCAUAGACCAUUGUUAAUUGUUUAAAACGAUCAGCAUAUUUAGAUAUUAUGUGCUGAAGGUGUCCUAUCCUUGCUUCACCCUACUGGAUAUGAGACGCAGAUUCCACUGCUGGCAAACUGUACACUUUUUAUGGUUCACCUAGAAAAGUCUAUAAUUUUAGCAUUGUUUCUACGUGGCAUUUAUUCUAUCAUGCGAAUGUUUUAUAACAUUUGUCUGUUUGUAUUACUAUUUACGUGUUUUUAUAAUAAGUUUUUACAUUUGCGUGUUCUGUUUGUCUUUUUUUAUAAACUUUAAAGUCAAUCAAAAUAAGUUUCUUUUACGUUUUACACAAAAGUUACCGAACAUUAACUACGACAUACUUUGUACAAAGCAAUUGCAUUAUUUUAUUAUCGCCUACGACAUCAGACGUUUUUGCGUAUAAAUUACAUACCACAUUUGUUAAGAUUAACGUUCGUUUAAGUUUAUUAAACCAAUUACGGUCAAAUA